Messenger RNA from Carassius gibelio (silver crucian carp), 5733 nucleotides. Its product is annotated as xyloside xylosyltransferase 1. NCBI's taxonomy places the organism in Eukaryota, Metazoa, Chordata, Actinopteri, Cypriniformes, Cyprinidae. The record is from RefSeq and is a predicted model, not a curated record. Bases 304 to 1437 code for a protein of 377 amino acids. The transcript is spliced from 5 exons. Gene Ontology annotation, molecular function: UDP-xylosyltransferase activity.
GAUGCAAGACGCGCAUGUGUUUUGAUGUCUCGUGUCUGCGCCAUAGACUGUGUAAAAAGGCCUGUACAUGUCUUCUGGCUUUACAAAUUAAUUAUUUCCCUUCAUUCUUUGGUGAUUCGCUGUUACACAGUUUGCAGUCAGCAGAAGUGCAGGUGUCGGAUGUUGUCGCGCGUUGCUGAAUGCGUCACGUGACGGCGGUGUGAUUGGAGAACUGUCAACACAAGACGGAAGAUAGGGCAUCCUGCCCUAUUUUAUUCAUGUAGAAGAGGAUCCACGGGUGUCCUGCGGGUGCUGUCAGUCACCAUGGGAAGGUUCAGUUCUUUUAGGUCCUAUCAGAUCGUGCUGCUCUUUGCUGCAGCCCUGGCAGUGGUGGCCUUCUACUACUUUGGCUCUGAAAAGCAGAACUUCUCCAGCACUACAAAACGGAUCAAAGAAACACAAGUGAGCCACAACACCAAUCGUGAUGAUGCAGAUCUCUCCAUAGACAUCCGGUCUGGACGUCCAGAAAGCAGAACGGGAGAUGGAGAAGAGCUGGAGGGAAAGCCAUCACGCUUUCAUGCUCUCAUGAUGUUCACCAAAGUUAACAAGAGCUUGAACUUGCAGCAGAAGUUUCGGGUGACCAUGCGCUCUGUGGCCAAACAUGGACGGUUCCUGGAGGAUGAGGUGCUGGUUCUCCAUUACGUCUCUGAUGCUGGAAGUCAGGAGCUGGGGGAGAAGAUGCUUCCUGAACUUCUGCUGGGUGCAACCUUCCAGUACGAGGUGGUGUUUCACGAUGUAGGCGCCCUUACGGAGAAAUUAUUCCCCAUCGUAGAGGCUAUGCAGAAACACUUCAGUGCAGGUUCGGGCACAUACUAUAGUGACGCCAUCUUCUUUCUGUCGGUGGCCAUGCAUCGCAUCAUGCCUACAGAACUGAAGCGCAUUGUUCAGUUGGACCUGGACCUCAAGUUCAGAAGCAACAUCAGAGACCUCUUCCAAGAGUUUAACCGUUUCCCUGCUGAGGCUGUCAUUGGAAUUGCACGUGAAAUGCAGCCAGUUUACAGGCACACUUUCUGGCAGUACCGCAAAGAGAAUCCGAAGUCCCAUGUGGGUGACCCUCCACCAGACGGUCUGCCCGGCUUCAACAGUGGCGUAAUGCUUCUGAACCUCGACGCCAUGCGUCACUCUACCUUAUACAACCAGCUUCUGGAGCCCGAGCGAAUGGCUCACCUUGCAGAGAAAUACCACUUCCGGGGGCACCUAGGUGAUCAGGAUUUCUUCACGAUGAUCGGGAUGGAGCACAGGGAACUGUUUUACCCACUGUCCUGUGGCUGGAACCGACAGCUUUGCACAUGGUGGAGGGAACACGGGUAUGGUGACGUCUUCCAGCUGUACUAUCGCUGCGAUGGGCCGGUGCAUAUCUACCAUGGCAACUGCAAUACUCCCAUACCCAAUGAUUGAGGUUCAAAGUGCGCCUUAGAAUGCCAACUUUCAGAUCAAGCUCCUUUUGUUUGCACAUCUUGAGCAACUUUACAUCAAAUGGACCAAGGCAGAAGGGGCUCAUUGUUAGAGGUGCUAAUAGUGCAGCCUUCCCAUGACUAAUCACAUUUACACAAUAUAACACCGCUGAGGCAGUUGGUGCCUUUCCAAAGUUACUGAAAGAAACUCUGGCUUAAAUACCAGUUGUUUUUCUUUAUUUAAAGAAUGCAGUGAGGCUUUUACUUUCAGACGUCUGAGUUUCCUCAUGCAGGUGUCUCAUUAACCCUUGUGCGGCCCUCAUUUGGGAGUCACACUCAGGGUCUUCAGGGGUCAUAAGUGACCGGACACCUAAAAUGUAACUUUUUUGCCCCCCAGUAAAAUCAGUGGAAUAUAUUUUUAUUCAAUAAUAUUUUUUCUUUUUUCUUUUGUAUUUUGAGAAAAUUUUAAGGUAUUAAUUCAUAUUUAUGCAAUAAUUAUGAACAAUUUUUCUCAUAGAAAAUAGUACAUAAUUUUUUUUUUCUAAUUUUUCUAAAUUAUUUUCGAAUUAAUGUUGUAUUUCAGAUUAAACCAGAGACUAGGCCUUUCAAAUACAUUUUUUUUGAAGAUUUUUUAGCGCCACCUGGUGAGAGCAAAGAAAGAAAAACAUGUAAGUGCAUGGUGCAACCACUUAUUACCAGUAUAGGAAUCUAUAGAGAGGCUUGUGAAUUCCCUUAUUGUUUUUAGACAUAAUUGCUUACUCAUAUUAAGUAGUGGACUUGAAUAUAUAUUAAUACAUUCUAAAGAGUACUUUUUGUAUAUUUUUUUAUAUUUCUUCUGUUAUAAAUAAUGAUUUCAUGCAUUAUUUGCAUUAAAGUUUUUGCAUUAUGAUUGCAAUCAAACCUGAACAUAUUGUUCAGUGGCACAGAGCUCCUGCAAAAAAAUAAAAAAUAAGAAUCCUCAGAAUGGUGCAAAGGACCAAGUCUGAGUUUCUAAGUGCACUGACAAACCCAAGAGGCAGCGCUUGCUUCUCAUCGCUGUUUUACAGACAGCAGGUCAUAGGUGUGUGCGUGUGUGCGCGCGUGUGUGCGCGCGCGUGUGUGUGUGUAUGUGAUUAUUUAGAGUGUCAUACCUUCACUGCUGUUAGAUUUUCUCUGCAUUAUGACUGAAUUAUUGAAUGGAUUUCACAUUCUCAAAACUUUGCUCUGUGUUACAGACACAGUAGUUCAUAGGUGUCUAUGUGUAAGUAUGUGUGUGUGUGUGUGUUUGUGUGUGUGUGUGUGCAUCUGUGUGUGAUUGGAUGUGUCAAUAUCACACUCUUGAUGUUUUAUAGUGUUAUCCCUUCACUGCUGUGCACUUUUUUUCAGUUUUGUGAUCGAUUUGUAGAUUGUGUACACAAAUAUUCUCUGAAUUGUUGUAUUUUUGUCUAUUUCCCAUUCAUUUCCUAUGGACGGUCAUUUUUGACCGAAGACCAUGAGUGUUACUAUUUUUUUUACGCCCACUUAGACUGUUCGAAUCAUGCCCUCAAUUUUUUUGUAUGUUCACACCCCAAAUGCCAUGAAAGUCACCGCAUUUCAUAUCAUUCCGAUGAAGCUGUGAUUUUUAACAUUUCAAAACGUAAAAUAUUCCGGUCGGAAAUGACCGAAGACCGCACAAGGGUUAAAUCACUCUUAGACAGCAGGUUGUGAAAGAGCCAAUCAGAGAAUCUUUUUCUCCUUCUAAUUUCACUCUUUUUAUUGUUUACAGGUGCAGUUGCACUCUUACAGUCACAUUUAGAUACUACUUAUCUUCACUUUAAAUGUAGAGAGUUGCUGCAUAUAGUUUUACUAGAUUUAUUUAAGACACAUUUUCCACUCAAUCGCAAAUGUUUUUAUGCAGUGAUGAGGAGAAAUAAGAGGGAAAGGGUGUUGUCCCAUUUUCCUGAGUUUUUAUGCGCUGAUUUUGGAAAGCCGUUUCUCUGUGAUGUGCAAGUGAAUCUCCUUAGAAAGCCAAGAUAACAUCUCAGAUCGGAGGUCUCAUUCUUUUCGAGGUGGUCUGAUCCUCUGAGAAAUGUGGAAGUGGGAUUUGCUGGAAUACUCCAAAGGGAACAGCCUCUGCCCUGAGAGAAAUAUGCACUAGAUUCGAGGGCAGAGCACUAGCUGUUGUGGUUGGCUGGCAUUUAUUGAGCGAUGUUGCUGUUGGCGAAACUCUGCUGGGUUGUGUGAAUUGCUCGUAAUAACCUGUGCAAUUUCAAAUCAACAGGCCAGAGAGAAAUAACUUAGUAAUCAGGCCUCACAUGUUUUGGCAGGCAGCCAUGAGAUCCCACUUUAAGCUCUUCUGUGUCCAGUAUGGUGAGGUUAAUGACUGCGUUUUCACUGAAUUUGUCUUUUGUUUCAGUGUAGUCAUGUUAUUUCUAGCUGUUUAGACAGGCUUUUGCCUGAUCAAGUUAAAAGCAGUGUUUAAAAAAAAAAGUGUUUAACUAAAAAAAAGUGAUUACCCUUUAAUCUGCUAGUCCAAUCACAUGAAGAAUUAAUGCUCUUUUCCUGUUUUCUGUGUAUUAAUGUUCAUUGGGUCUCAUCCUUAAAGAUGUGCAGAGCAUAUUUCGGUGUAAAUCUUAAUUUGUACAUUAUGAUUCAAAAGCUAAGGGUUGGAAAGAUUCAUGUGCCGGUAUUCACGUAUAUCACGAUAAAGAACAUGUACCAUAUUGUUAUCAUGGGCUCUUCAAAAUAUGAAUAAUUAUUUAUUACAGAUUAUGAUUUUUUUGGAAUGCAUUUUAAGAAUAUGCACAACACUGCUGUAUGAUGCUUCAAAUAGGCUUGCACACUAGUGACGGGUCGUUCAUUUUGAACUAGUUUUUAAAGGUCCCGUUUUACGCGCUUUUUUGAAGCUUUGAUUGUGUUUACAGUGUGCAGUAUAACAUGUGUUCAUGUUUCGCGUGUAAACAUUUUUUUAUUUAAUUUUUUAAUAAAAAAAAAACAGUAUUUUUCACACAAUUCACCUAUCUGUAUACCUCUGUUUUCACUGUCAUAAAAACGGGCUGAUGACUUCCUUGUUCUAUAAAGUCCCUCCUUCAGAAAUACGUAAUUAGUUCUGAUUGGGCCAGCGGGUCCUGUGUUGUGAUUCGACACCAGCUUAGCGUGCGCUGCCCUCCUGGAAACGCGAUUGGGCUAAUUUUGAGAAGCAAGUGGGCAGGAUUUUUUAGAAAACCUGGCAAUCCUGAUCUGAACCAUAGACAGUAAAAGAACGCACGUGCUGGAGAUGUACUUAUAUAUUGAUGAGAUACGCAUGAAAAUCGCAUUAGAUUUUUUUUCACAGCCCUAACAUCUAGUUAACAAAGCUAAACAGCGUUGCCCUUUGUGUAAUAAGUUACAGAAACUGUUAAACGCACCAACUUAAGUAAUAAAAUACACUUACCAGUUGUGGUCCAUAAACAACGCCGCCUCCAGUCUUAGCAGAUAGUUGGGAAGAUGUGGAACCUUUAAGAGACAUGGGCGGUUUAAGGGUGGAGCCCUGGAUCUUGUGUUCUGCAUUGAGGACCAUCUCGAAAGGUGGGGCAUAUAGGAGCAACAAUAAUGUACAUUUUUUGGAAAAUAAUGUUUUUUGAACUUUAAACCGAAUAAACACAUUGCAUUUUAUCUAGGCAUUUAAACCAUCACGAUUUUUUUUUAUUUCGAUUUUAAUCACGAUUUUGAUACACACAGACAUGCUUUACAGUCAUAAAUGCAUUCAGUAUAAAUUUGAAACCUAUUUCCAAAAGAAAACCAAUGAGAGCUUUAUCCAAAAGUUGUAACAUGUCGCUAGAACAGACAACUCAAAUAAUUACUAAGUAAAGAUGUCAAACAAAAUGUCUAGACCUAUGGCAAAAAAUAAAUAAAAUAAAAUAAAACCCGUGUCCAGGGAUUUUUUUUUAUUAUUAUUAUUUUUUUCCAUGCAUUGGUCAUAGAGCUCAUUGUAGCGGUGCCUCGGGUGUUGAAAUAGAUUUACUGCCCAGGUUCACAAAUACUCCGUCUUCAGUGCGUAUAUACAGUAUGUGUACGUGGUUCAGAAGCAGCAGCGAAAGCGCAUUAUUGUAACACGAAAGCACAUUAAAAUACGCACGCAGAUUUCCUUUGCUCUGAUACACGAUGCUCUUGCCCGGAGAGAGUGCGUGCACUAAAACGUGUCUCCUCCAUAGACUCUCGCUCAACCUGUCUUGCGCACUCAUAACUCUUUCUACUGUAUGCUCAUGCGCUAGAUAUUAAAUAUUUUCUCACCUUUCUAUUUCUAACCUUUUCUGAUCACAUCUUUACCGCGUGCAGUGUGAAUGUUCUGAUUCGUUAACAU